AUGAGCGUGCGAUCUUCCUCUCCCGUGCAAGAAUUAUGGUCCUCUAUUCUUAACUCAGUCUCAGCUACUCGCUCAAUACCAUCAAAAAACGUUUUGAUACUUGGAGAGGAACACACGGGAAAGAGCACGCUCGUUCGCGCCCUCCUACGCAAGACCGAGGAUGAUGACCAGAGCGGUGACUUUGCCCUCGGGUAUGGUUGGGCAGACGUGAAGGAUGAUGCUGAUGAAGGCGUAGACACUCUGGCCAGAUUGUCGGUCUACAGCGUCCCAUCAUCUGCACCUUCGCAUCUUGCCCUAGUGGACCACUUCCUCCCACCACGAACUAGCUUACCUCACACUCUUGUCAUGAUCGUGCUUGAUUGGACACAACCAUGGACAUUUGUACUGCAGUUGGAGAAAUGGAUGAAAUGGGUAGAGCGUUGGGCAGAAGGAGACAAGGGUCGGGACCUUGAUGUGUUACGAGAUGAGGGGAAAGAGCGACUACGUCUGCAUAUACAGCAUUACAGCGAGCCUGGGUCAGCCGACGCGUCAAAUCCGGCCUCCCUAUCAAGCACUCUGUUACCGCUAGGAGACGGAACGCUCACUAACAACGUUGCUGGCUUACCCAUCAUGGUUGUCUGUACUAAGGCGGACUUGAUGGAUGACAGUCUUUCCGGGACAGCCGGCCCAAGCCAAUCUUUGGGAAUAGUAGGUGGUUUGACCAAGAACAGCAUGUGGGAAGACCGUCAAGACGCUAUCAUCCAAGUGUUGCGAACAAUAUGUCUGCGAUAUGGAGCAGCAUUAUUCUAUACAACUCAUGCUCCGCAGACACUAGCCACAUUGCGAGCUUACGCCCUGCAUCUUCUCUUCCUACCAACACCAGUUGCACCAAACGAGCCCUUACCUCGAAACCCAUUCCUGUUCGCACAACGGGCAAACGCCUUGGAUCGGGAUCGCAUUCUCAUACCGGUUGGAUGGGACAGCUGGGGAAAGAUCAAGAUAUUACGAGAGGACUUUGACGUGCGAAGGUGGGGCGAGGGGUGGGAGACAGACUUGGAUUCCCCGGAGGGAAGGCCUAGUGGUGGCGCUCAGGACUGGUUCAGAGAGAUCAUCGGCCCGCAUCAAGACAUUCAGGCCAAAGCACCACCCCCUCUUAUCAUUCCCAAACCAGAACAAACAUUCCUCGCUGCCCACUACGAAGCACUCCAAAAGGAUCGGGAUCCCCGCGCCACAUUCCGGCAGCCUAUUGCUGUCAGUGGACAGGCCGGAGCGGUCGAGACCGGUGUUGUCGGGCCCAUGGGAAGCAGCAGCUUCAAUCUACCCAGUGUGGAGAAGGCAAUGCAGGAGAUGGAGACGGAGGAGCCGCAACCAGGCAAGGAGAUAUCGCCCCGGUCAGCGCCACCCCCCGUCGCACCGGCACCUCGAUCAGCACGUCUUCCUGUCGGUCCAACAGAGGCUAUUGGAAGGACGCCUGGCUCACCCGGGGGUAGCUCACAACACGAAGUGUUGCAAAAUUUCUUCCAGAGUCUUCUUGUUCCCAAUCGGACAAGUAGUGCUGCACGUUCCGGGAGCGCUAUAUCGAAAUCACCUGCACAAGGCACCUCUCCAUCGCCUCCUGCGGAAAAUGUGAAUGGUGUUCCGGAGAAGUAG
Molecule: messenger RNA, 1629 nt
Organism: Dacryopinax primogenitus
Lineage: Eukaryota; Fungi; Basidiomycota; Dacrymycetes; Dacrymycetales; Dacrymycetaceae
Exons: 4
Coding region: 1-1629 (542 amino acids)
Biological process (GO): microtubule cytoskeleton organization; microtubule-based movement
Cellular component (GO): centrosome; cytoplasmic dynein complex
Molecular function (GO): dynein heavy chain binding
Source: RefSeq, a predicted model, not a curated record